Molecule: messenger RNA, 1985 nt
Organism: Gigantopelta aegis
Lineage: Eukaryota; Metazoa; Mollusca; Gastropoda; Neomphalida; Peltospiridae
Product: exonuclease V-like
Exons: 3
Coding region: 4-1137 (377 amino acids)
Biological process (GO): interstrand cross-link repair
Cellular component (GO): nucleus
Molecular function (GO): single-stranded DNA 5'-3' DNA exonuclease activity
Source: RefSeq, a predicted model, not a curated record
AACAUGUCAGCCCCCUUACGAGUAGAAACAAAUAUUCAUGAUGAUGAUUUGUGGAGUGACGAAGAUGAUCUGUUGCUUUUAGAAACGUGUACUGAAAAUUCUGAGGUUAAUUGCCUGGAACAGCCUGAAACCCAUCCGUCAGACUCCUCGACUGCUGCAUCGGUGAAGAGCAAAAACACUGCUGAUACAAAUAACACAACGUCAAGUGAUCAUGAGCUCCCUCCACUGCAGAGGUAUCGUCCAAACUACCUGUGGGUGUCCGACCUCACAAACCAGAAAUGGUGUGAGCAGAAGAUGGUGUACUCGUUCACUGUUCCCGUCCUCGUGGAGGAGAAUCCCACCAUGACAGCUGGCAGCACCUUACAUCUUGCUAGAGAGCUGGCUGUGCAUGAUGUUGUGCGAGUACAGAUCACGUCUAACGAAGAUAUCUUUGCUAUCAAGUUGAUGAAUCUGCUCACUGCCAUUGUUGGAUUUUUGAAUGGUCUGACAGUCGCCCGCGAGGUGCCGAUCUUUGGAACCCCAUUUGACGAGGAUGUGUUAGUCAUUGGUGUAAUAGAUGAGCUGAGAUUCGAUCCAGAGUCGUACAUAAUUGACCUGUUGGAACUGAAAACACGAAAGAUGAAGUCCUUGCCUAAAGAAUCUCAGCUAAGCCAACACAGACUACAAGUGAUGGUUUACAAGAAACUCUUCGAUGACCUGGUGAAGGGGAAGUUGUCCAAAGAGACGGUUGCCAGACAUUUAAAGCUAUCUCUGGAGAAGCAGUUCGGAGAGUCCAUUAGCAAGCAUCUGGAAGACAAGUUAAUCACUUCCAAAAACCUGAACAAUCUUUUUGAUUUUGUCUUCAUGAAAAUACAGGCAAUGACUUGCGUCAGCCAGGUGAUUAUUGAAUACGUGCACCAAGACUCCCAUGAGACCAUGUUACACAAAGAGGUGUUUUACGAUGAUGAUGAAUUGAGGACGCAGUUUGUUCAGUUGUUGAAGUUCUGGAAGGGAGAGAGGAAACCGGUAGGGGUAGACAUUGAAGAGUCGUAUAAAUGUCAGUGCUGUGAGUUUGCCGAUAUUUGUGAAUGGAGAGCACAGAAGGCAGAGGAACAUGCUUUACGGCGAACACAACAACAAAACAAAGCUGUUUCAUGACAUUAGAUAUGAGGAUUUUGAAAAUGGAUGAAUAAUAAUGGACAUCAGUGAUGUAGUUGUUACGCUAUCGGACUUGAAACUCAUAGGUACUGGGUUCGCAUUCCAGUACCAGCUUCCACCUAGAGCUUCACAGGGAAGUGCAAAAUUAAUACAGCAACUUUUUUUUUACCAACCAGUAACAAGUAACCAUUAGCCCACUAAUGAAGAUAUAACUGAAAUGUGUGCCCUGGACAGUCUACUUGUACCUUACUGGUAAUUGGAUAUAACAGAAAUCAAAACAAGUUGAUAACUGUCGUUCAGGUUACCAGGAGGUUAAAACAAUGUCAAUAAAGUUGAGAAUGGUACUUUGUUCUCUAUAAAAUCUUAUUUAAACAAAAACUACACCCAAUAUAUUCAAAUAUAUAAAACAUAUACUCGUACAAGUUAAGUAUCAGUACAAUGCAAACAGUGAUUUGAAUGAAUAACAAAGUAUCAGGGUCUUUGAGAAGGGACUUUAGAAUAAUAAUAAUGAGAAUUGUAAAAUUGAUAAAUGUGCCAUAGGUUUCCGAGACUGUAAUUUGUGGUAACCUGUACAUGGGUUACCAGACAUAUUGCUUAUUUCACAAAUCAAGUGCAAAGAAAAAGAAUGGAAAGACAGAAAAAAGAGAUUGAACCAAUAAUUUUAUGUAUCAUUAGUUUGUAUGCAAUGAAACAGUUGAUAAGCCAUUUUUUAUAUUUCUGUACUAUGACUCAUUUUUACACUAUCAUUUCAAAACAUUCAGUGCUUUUUGCAUGUUUUACUUAUUACUUUUUAUAUUAAACCUGUUUUAUAUAUUCCUCUGUUUGUUGUGUUUGAAUAUAAAUACAUU